This is a messenger RNA of Malassezia vespertilionis, 1320 nucleotides long. RefSeq names its product ornithine aminotransferase (gene CAR2). Lineage: Eukaryota; Fungi; Basidiomycota; Malasseziomycetes; Malasseziales; Malasseziaceae. Bases 1 to 1320 code for a protein of 439 amino acids. The transcript has 2 exons. Gene Ontology annotation, cellular component: cytoplasm. Gene Ontology annotation, molecular function: L-ornithine transaminase activity; pyridoxal phosphate binding; identical protein binding. The record is from RefSeq and is a predicted model, not a curated record.
AUGGGCCAUGCGGCUGCGACAGCCUCGUCGCGCAAGCGCGUCACUUCCAACGAGGCCAUUGCGUUGGAAGAGCAGUACAGCGCACAUAAUUACCACUCAUUUCCCGUCGUAGUGGAUCGCGCAAAAGGUACGCGCGUAUGGGAUGCAGAGGGUCGUGAGUACCUUGAUUUCCUCUCUGCAUACUCUGCGGUGAACCAGGGCCACGGCCAUCCUGCGAUUGUCGGCGCGCUCAUUGCCCAGUCGCAAAAACUUGCUUUGUCCUCGCGAGCGUUCUACAACUCUGUGUUCGGGCAGUAUGCACAAAAGAUUACCGAAAUGCUCCAGUACGACAUGGUGCUUCCUAUGAAUACCGGCGCAGAAGCAGUCGAGACCGCAAUGAAGCUCGCGCGCAAGUGGGCCUACCAAAAAAAGGGCGUGCCGCAAGACCGCGCACGUAUCUUGGGCGCAAGCGGCAACUUUCAUGGGCGCACACUGGGUGCGAUUAGUAUGAGCACGGACCCUAGUAGCCGCGACGGAUUUGGUCCUUUCGUCGACCGUAUCGGCGCAGUACACGGCGACGUGUCCAUCCGGUUCAACAAUGUAGAGGACCUUGAAAAAGCGCUCCAUACAUUUGGUAAAGAGACGGCUGCUGUUAUGCUUGAACCUAUACAGGGCGAGGCCGGUAUUGUUGUGCCGGACGACGACUAUUUUCGUUGCGUAGCGGGCCUGUGCAAGAAACACAAUGUGCUGCUUAUCUGCGACGAGAUCCAGACGGGGCUCGGUCGCACUGGGAAAAUGAUGUGCUACAUGCACUACGGCAUCCGCCCUGACAUUGUGACUCUCGGAAAGGCGCUUAGUGGCGGUGUUUAUCCCGUAAGUGCCGUUCUCGCGGACAAAGAUGUUAUGCUUUGCAUCGCACCUGGCGAGCAUGGCAGCACUUUUGGUGGAAACCCCCUUGCGUGUGCCGUCGCCAUGGCCGCGCUCGAUGUGCUGGUCAACGAGGAGCUCCCAGGACGUGCGGAGCGUAUGGGAGAAGUGAUGCGUGAGAAGCUUAAGCAGAUCAAGAACCCGCUCCUCGCCGAGGUCCGCGGUAAAGGCCUCAUGAAUGCGAUUGUGAUUGACGAGUCCAAGAGCAGUAAGAAACGCACCGCGUGGGAUCUUUGCCUGCUUCUCAAAAAUCACGGCAUUCUCGCGAAGCCGACGCACCAAAAUAUCAUCCGCCUUACUCCCCCGCUCGUCAUCACCGAGGAGGAGCUCGAGCGCGGUGUACAGGCAAUUCGCACGUCCCUCGACCUGCUAGACCAGGUGGAGGACAUCCCAGGCGCGGCGUCUGCUGAGUAA